AUGGGAAUGUUAAAGGAUGAUGGUUGGGAUGAAAGGGUUACCCAUCAGAGUUCACAUGUUACGUCUGUAAAGCGAACUAGUUUUACUCUUGAAGGAGUUAGGAAUAUGGAUAGGAAUUUUAUGAUGGAAAAGAAACGGGUUUUAAGGAAAUAUAGCCAUCAUUUGCUUCGAAAAUUACGAGCUACUCGCCCAGCUGUGAAUUCGUCAAGACGAGUACAUUCUGGGCAUAUUUCAGAAAUUUUCAGCAUUUAUCGCGAUAAUGAGGGUUUUAAAGGAGGUAUAAAUGGGAUGAACGAGAGAAAUAUCGCGAUAAAUGCCUUUAAAAAUAGAAAAAUUACCACACAUGCAUUUGGAAAUAAACUCGGUUUUCAGGGCGAUCCAGGGCCAAAAUUUUUUCAUCCUUCUCAUAAUAAAAUUAUUUACAAGAAAGAUUUAUUCAAAACUCCUUGUUCACCUAAUAUGUCGGCAAGACGGCCAUCUAAAGGCCUACUUCUUACCAUUUUCUUUGGACGUUUAUUAACAAUCCUAUUGACGCUAUCGCUACUUCCAUCGUCGGUCUCUGGAGGCGGUUUGACACUAAACAUUGCGAGGGAGCCUGAGGGUAAGAAGCUCUCCAAGGUAGAGUCUGUCAAGGAGGGCAUCCGCUACACAAAUUUUACAGUCAGGAAGAAAAAUUACAUAACACGCAUUGUGGACACGGCGUAUCUAAUUUGGCAGGCACAAUCAGUCAAUGAACUCUGUACAAGUUUCACCAUUUAUACUUUUCACAGGGGUCACAAGUUGGCAUAUGCCCGCAUUGAUGUCGGCAAAGCUCGAAGGUUCGCCCAUUACAAAUUCACCAAUCCGGGCUGGGAGAGUAUAACUCAUGCGGAAUAUAUGCAGUUAUUUGACCACCGCUCGUCUUCCCUUGUCUUUGAUGUCUCGGCCAGACAUAACAUUGACCUAUUUAAAAUAACCUUCUAUGAGCCUUUUGGGAAGCCAGCCUUUAUAUUUCACCCCCGGGCUACAAAGAAGAUUAGAUACAUUAUGGACGGACACCUCAUGCUCUGGAGGUACUCGGAACGCGAACCUGAAUGCACAUCCGUUGUGGUACACAAGGAAGGCAUAAUUCCAAGGUACAUGCAACUCAUCAUCAAAAAUGGAGAUGUGUUUGACAACCGAUUUCUAGAGAGGUUUGGACACAUGUGGGAAUUUAUCAGCAAGGAGAGCUUUUACAAGAAAGUUGAUCAGACCAGUGAAACAAGUACGGAAAAGCCAAGUCCCUCUGAAAGUGCAGCGUCCACCUCCAAAGGCACUGAAGGUAAAGAAAAGGCCAAAGGCAGAAGAUUCUCGCUGGAAAAUCUCCGGAAAUCUAUGACCAAAGGGGGACAUAGUUGA
Theileria equi strain WA is the source of this 1377-nucleotide messenger RNA. RefSeq lists its product as hypothetical. The transcript has a single exon. The record is from RefSeq and is a predicted model, not a curated record. Bases 1 to 1377 code for a protein of 458 amino acids. Lineage: Eukaryota; Apicomplexa; Aconoidasida; Piroplasmida; Theileriidae.